AUGCAAAUAUUCGUCAAGACAUGCACUGGUAAAAUAAUCCCAGUUGAUUGUGAAGCCAAUGACACGAUCAAAAACUUGCAAAACAAGAUUUUUCAAAAGGAGGGAACUGUUCCAGGUUUUCAGGUUUACAUUUUCGGUGGAAAACAAUUGCGUGAUGAGGAAAAAUCAUUGGUAGAGUAUAAUGUUAAGAAGGAUGAUACGUUGUUCUUGGUUUUGAGGUUGAGAGAAAAGAAGGAUGAUGAAGAGGUUGAGAGUAAAGAAAGUAAUGACGAGGAUUAG
This is a messenger RNA of Naegleria gruberi, 279 nucleotides long. RefSeq lists its product as uncharacterized. The transcript has a single exon. Gene Ontology annotation, biological process: protein ubiquitination; modification-dependent protein catabolic process. The coding region runs from base 1 to 279 and encodes 92 amino acids. The record is from RefSeq and is a predicted model, not a curated record. Gene Ontology annotation, molecular function: ubiquitin protein ligase binding; protein tag activity. Gene Ontology annotation, cellular component: nucleus; cytoplasm. NCBI's taxonomy places the organism in Eukaryota, Heterolobosea, Eutetramitea, Acrasida, Naegleriidae.